Molecule: messenger RNA, 10810 nt
Organism: Scophthalmus maximus (turbot)
Lineage: Eukaryota; Metazoa; Chordata; Actinopteri; Pleuronectiformes; Scophthalmidae
Product: thyroid hormone receptor alpha
Exons: 13
Coding region: 2265-3515 (416 amino acids)
Biological process (GO): retinoic acid receptor signaling pathway; negative regulation of transcription by RNA polymerase II; thyroid hormone receptor signaling pathway
Molecular function (GO): zinc ion binding; RNA polymerase II cis-regulatory region sequence-specific DNA binding; nuclear receptor activity
Source: RefSeq, a predicted model, not a curated record
CAGUGUCUGUUCCGCUCUCAUUCCCCCCCGCCCUCUAUCCUUGGCUCUGUUACUCUGAAGCCCCUCUCCUACUUUCGGUAGCAUCCCUCUGGAGGCUUGUAUUGUUUUAGGGGAUAAGAGGCAAGACGGAAAAAGAAAACCUGCUUCAGUGGAAUGAGAGAAAGACUUUAUAACAAGCUCCCUCCCCUCCAGGGAGGAUUCACUCUCUCUCUCUCACACAAAUACAUGAACUUGAAGUAGACAGGGAUCCGUGUACUGUGCAGACACACACACACACACUCUGUCCUAUGGAGAAAGGAACCAAGGCGUCAGGAGUGGCCACAACAGGAAGUGGACGAGGGAUUACAUUAAAAGGACGGACUCCUUGCUCAGGAUGAACCGGCGCAGAGAGGUCGAGCCCUUUGCUUCUCCCCUCGGGGGGUGGGGGCUUCAGCAAUCUUGUACAGUAAAGCUCACGCUGUGACUUUUAAAAGAACAUUUCUUCUGGCAUCUUGCUGUUCUUAACAUCUAAGAGAGACGGGAAAGAGGAGAGAUAGACAAGAGUUGCUGUCCAGGGAAUCAAGAUCAAGAAAGAUAGGAGGCACUGAGCAGUAAAGGUCAUGUUCCAGACGUGGAUCCGCAACGCUGGAAGCACUUGGCGAGGCCCCCCUACUCCUAUCGGAACGUUACAUUGUCAACUCUUCCUCUGCCAACAAGAGCGCAGGAAAGACGAGCACAACGGGGGGUAAAGAGUCUGUAAUUUCAUUGAAGACACGCUGCCAUCUGAUGAUCGUGUCAGUGGAGAAGACUGGCCUCUGUCUUCAUAGCACCAGCCAAUCUACGACUCAUCCAGCAGGCCAGUGAGACAAAGCAUGGAGCAAAGGUGGAGCCCCUGAAGAUACCGACCUGUUCAUUUUAAGAGGCAAAGCCGAUCAUCGACUUUUCAGAUGGACUCUGGAAAACCACCAGCAUUCUACUUUUUCAAAAGACAUAAGAUAGAAAAACACACUCAAGAUUGAUACAGCACAGUUUUACCUCCCGCCGUCCUCUCCUUUUGCUCUGAGCCAAUCAGAGUUGACCUCUUCAGCUGUCUACCUCCAAGAGAAAUAGAAAAGGAAAAACAAAACAUCAAUUUAUCAUUUGCUCUCAGUUCCUCUUAUUUUAUUUUUUUUUUUUUCUUCUCUUCGUGCAACAUUUCUCCAUUUACCUCAGGGAUCUUCUCCCACUGCCUACCUCCUCCACCGAAACAGCCAACGCAGUGACUGGAACACGGAGCAAAAACACACCUGUGACCUUUCACUUCUGUUACCGUGACAACCUGUAUUGCCUCUCAAGCUCUGCCCACUGCAGCCGUGACAACCAGCAAUGACCUUGGACCUCAUACCACCUGCCAGCUCAGAUCUACUCACUGCAUGACUUGUACUGAUCCACAGUUGUAGCCUGGACUUUAGGCUAGUUCAUACUGGAAGGACACACUCACUACAUCCUCACCCUUCUCUUAAAAAUAUACCUGGCAACUAUAUACCUCAGCAGACACCUCUUCUAGUUUGACACUCAGUCAAGGAAACAGAAGGGACCUCAGUGACAACAUUCACUUUCCUGGUGCUCAGUCUAACCAGCAGGUAACACAUGCUUACCAGCCUGGUGCUUCAAUCUACCCGUAGACAACUCACUCCAGCAUCUUCCAUUUGUCUUAGAGGCAAAAGUAUAGCAACCGUAGUCAGGGAGGCCUCCAGAGAAGCAGAGAGAGAGAGUACCACCUGGCAGGCGACCCCACUCCGUUAGCUUCUCAGGGAAGUCACCCUACACACGAGUCUCAUGGUAUAAGCAGUAGCAUAAGAGGCCUUCAGAGAUCACAGGGGAGAGUCAGAAUUCCCCCUUGCCUUGAACUUCUUCUUCACUCUGUGAAGCCUCCACAGAAGUAACGCUACCCAAGGAGCAGGAGAAGUUCCCAUCAGCUUUUCUUGCUCAGGUGCAAAAACCACAAGGACUGAAACACUUCCCGGCAGACUUAACUAUAAACCUUGGAACAGUAAAAAAGAGUAAACACUGACAAGAUCCACAUUCUGCGACAGUGAAGAAAAAAGGAGAGGAAAAGGCAUUUCAAGUAAAGAGAAGAAUGCGGCGCUUUCUAUUGCUUCCUCUGACGACCUGCCCACCACGCUCCUCCUAGAUUCUCAGAUGGCUGUCUAUUGACGGCGCCGGCGGCGAAUGCUGAGCAGGCUGGCGAGGUCGGGGUCCGCCUCAUUGUCCUGUGAUUGGCCGCUGGACGGUUCUGAGGCUAAAUGGAGCCAAUGUCCAACAAGCAGGAUAGCAACUCAUCGGAGGGGGACGAGAAAGGGUGGCCAGAUGUGCCAAAGAGAAAGAGGAAGAACAGCCAGUGUUCGGUGAAGAGCAUGUCUGCUCUUAGCGUCUCUGUUCCAGGGUACAUCCCCAGCUACCUGGAGAAGGAUGAGCCGUGUGUGGUGUGCGGGGACAAGGCGACUGGCUACCACUACCGCUGCAUCACCUGCGAGGGUUGCAAGGGUUUCUUCCGGAGGACCAUCCAGAAAAACCUCCACCCGGCGUACUCCUGUAAAUAUGAGGGCUGCUGCAUUAUUGACAAGAUCACCCGCAACCAGUGUCAGCUGUGCCGCUUUAAGAAGUGCAUCUCUGUGGGCAUGGCCAUGGACUUGGUGUUGGAUGAUUCGAAGCGCGUGGCCAAGCGUCGUCUGAUCGAGGAGAAUCGAGAGAAAAGGAAGCGGGAGGAGAUGGUGCGGACGCUGCAGAUAAGGCCAGAGCCCAACACGGAGGAGUGGGACCUGAUCAAGUUGGUGACCGAGGCCCACCGGCACACCAAUGCCCAGGGCUCCAGCUGGAAACAGAAGCGCAAGUUCUUGUCGGAUGAUAUUGGCCAGGGUCCUAUGGUUCCCACCUCCGACGGCGAUAAAGUGGACCUGGAAGCCUUCAGCGAGUUCACCAAGAUCAUGACACCCGCCAUAACGCGCGUUGUCGACUUCGCCAAGAAAUUGCCCAUGUUCUCAGAGCUGCCUUGUGAAGACCAGAUCAUCUUGCUGAAGGGCUGCUGCAUGGAGAUCAUGUCACUGCGCGCCGCCGUACGCUACGAUCCGGAGAGUGAGACGCUGACGCUAAACGGCGAGAUGGCGGUGAAACGUGAGCAGCUGAAGAACGGCGGGUUGGGCGUGGUGUCGGACGCCAUCUUUGAUCUGGGCAAGAGCCUGGCUCAGUUUAACCUGGACGACACGGAGGUGGCGCUGAUGCAGGCCGUGCUGCUCAUGAGCUCAGACCGUUCAGGGCUGACCAGUGUGGAGAAGAUCGAGCAGUGCCAGGAGGCCUACCUGCUGGCGUUCGAACACUACAUAAACUACCGCAAGCACAACAUUCCCCACUUCUGGCCCAAGCUGCUCAUGAAGGUGACGGACCUGCGCAUGAUCGGAGCGUGCCACGCCAGCCGCUUCCUCCACAUGAAAGUCGAAUGCCCCAGCGAACUCUUUCCGCCGCUCUUCCUGGAGGUCUUUGAGGACCAGGAAGUGUGACACCCCACCGAAAAGACACAUAAGACAAGAGAUUUGGGGGGUGGCUUUGGCGGCAGAGGAAAUGUUUGGGAAGGACAAGAGGAGAAUCAAAAACAGGAUAUAUUUUUUUGUCUUCAGUGAGAACCUGCCCCCCCUUUUUUAUGCCCCCUUUUUUUUUUCAAUCAAACACCCACAAGACCCACCACCUGCCACCAGCAAACACAUCAGCAUCACCAGAGAGAAACACACAUUUCUCAUACUGAGAGGUACACACACACACACACACACACACACACAGGAUAAUGUUGUACAUUUUCACAAGGUCAAAUUCCAAACACAGUGCCAUAAACGUAUAUUACAUGUAUAUCUAUAUGCAAACACAAUUCCUUUGCACCUGUAUGGACAAACAGCUCCACUCUGUUCCUGUGACUCAGGCAACCUGAGCAGUUUGGUUGUGGAUCUAGUCCCUCCACAUCAACGUCUCACCUCAGAAUGGUGUAGUUCUGUUUCUUAACUCUGGGACCUGACUAUUAGCUCCUCAGACAGCCCCCCCCACCCCCUUUCCACACACCCACCUCCCUCGCAUCACUUUAAUUACGAUGGUGACUGAACUCCAGCUACACGUGCAGUCCACCCCUGAGUCCGCCGCAUCUCCGUGAGUGUUCGUCGACCUACCUCCCUCACGUACCGACCUCUCUAUCUCCGUCUGUCUCGGCUACACAUAGACACGCACCCCUAACACUUUUACCUCAUACCUCAUAAAAUGUAUUUACUCAUUUAUUGUGUGGGUGCUGGCCGUCUAAUGAGACGCCAUGCGCACUUACCCAUUUACCUCUCUGCAAGCGUCAGGAGUUACAGUGGGAACACUUUGGAUGAAGCCCCUUAUCCAUAAUUUAUUAUUUACACUUACCUGCAUGACACUUUAUAAUGCCAUAUAACAAGCAUUUCUAUAUCUUAUAUGACAUUGUGGGUGUGUUAAUAAUAAAUGGCAGGUCAUAAGAUGGUAAGAGCAUCCAAAUGCUUUCUGUUAACAUACUGAAGAGAGUCUAGGUAAGCUUAACACAAAGGCACAAAAGAAUCGACCAUGUCUCCAGAGUUAUAUAUUCCAACAACCAUUUGAUUAGUUGCCCUUAAAUGUCCCCUGAGGAGCAAUUGUAAUGUCUUCUCAUCCUCUCAAAAUGUCACUUUCUCCAUUAUGGCAAAAUAGCAUCAAAACUAUUUUUCCAUCCGCCUCAGCCGUGAUCAGUGUUUAGAACUGAUUAGCAAAUGUUAGUGCAUUUAUAUAAAUAGUACCAGCUAAACAAGCAAGGUCAAAAUUCACUAUUUAAUGCCAGUUGUUGGUGGAGACCAAAGCAGAGCUCCAAAAGAAAAAAGGGGAGCGAUUAUUGGACCGUCAUUCUCCAAGUGGCCAAAUGUAUGUGUAAACGCUAUGAUUACACAAUUCAUUAUGUUUACAGAAGGCACUGUUUCACUCAUAACACCAUAUAGCCGUUCAUGCAAAUUAUAGGUAAUGUAUUGUUAUGAUACAUUGUGUAUUUUCAAAGUAAACUGAAACAGGCUACACUGUUUACAUUACUUGUAUUAGAGUGUCACCCACUGUACUUAAACAUAGUUAUGUUAAUCCAUUAAAUUAAAUAAACUAAUGAUUAAAUCAUAGUACGCGCAGGAGCUGCAUGACUUGGACAGGUUGAAAACUGUUCAUGUCACAUGCACACACACACACACAUAUAUAUAUAUAUAUAUAUAUAUAUAUAUAUAUAGAAUAUAUAUCAAGAAUACCUCUCCAACACAUACCUCUUGUUUUCAUUACCUCACACGCAUACAUGCAUACAUGCACAUUAUACCCGUUCAGCUUUGUUUUGUUUUUUAAAUGUAUUACCUCAGUUGUUUUGUUUCUUGCUCGUCUCUUCCUCAUCCUAAACAACCACUGGACUGUACCACACUUCCUGCCUUCAUGUGUUUGCGUGCGUCUCCUCAGUGGAGCCCUGCCCUGUUUUUCCCAACCUUAGCCCCGCCUCCUCGCAUCCCUGCUGUCUUGUGAUAGGUUCAGCACUGGCAGAUUGGGGGGGGGUGUCACUUACUUCUGCAGGUCGCAAAAUUCUACCUCACCUCUCAGCUCUCAUCUCAGUGCAGCAGCUCUUCUGCACCUCUGACAUGCAUGAACACACACACACACACACACACACACACACACACACAGUGCACAAAUGAGUUGCCAACAUGGACCCGUUGCGUGCGCUGCACCACCGACAGUGUACCGCAGGUCUUUAGAUGGCCAUGGAUCAACGUAUGACUGCUGACAUGGCAGACGUUUGUCACUUUCCCCCUUUUAUGAUGUUUAACCACACAGUACAUGGGAACAACUGUCGCUUUGGAUUCCGAUUUUUUUUAGGGUACCUGAAAUGACAAGAGAGCAGCAGUGAAUUUGUGACAUUGCCGGACACCGAUUGAACCUAAAGGAGACUGUCACGGGACAGCGACAGCUGAUUUUUUUUGGCCCGACCGGGUCAAGUCAGUGGAUUUAUGUGGGUGGUGACUGGGAGGUAAAGAAACAACAAGCAAAGCAGCAGUAUUUUGCCUGUGGAUACAGUUUCAUCCCGGCCGACGGGAGGGAAGCGGCGAACGAGCGACUGUGGUGGGCGACAGUGUGACGCGGGCCAAGCCAACCGCCACCCACCACUCAAAAACGGAGCCUUCUCCUCGCACUUACCGUACAUCUCUGGAUCCUCCCCUCGCCGCCGCAGUAGAAAUGGACACCGGGCCAUUUAAAAAGACUUCCUGAGCUACUGUCCUAUCCCAGACAUCUAUGACAAUACGAGAAAAAAACAACAACACUGCUGAAAUAAGCUCCACCAACCACAUCCCAACUUGCCAUCCACUUGAAAUAACUAUCAGGUUUUUUUCUGUUGCACUAAAAACCACAAUGUCUGUAUCCCUUAGUAGCCCCCAAGCCUUCCUUUAUCCCCUUACCCCACAGCUUUCCUGUUUCUGCCCGUCUUAAGCAGUCUUAAUAAUAUUCUUUCUAAUAUAUAACAAAACACACACGGUCCGUUAUCCCAUCUCUUGAUUACCUGGACUGGGACGUGGCCUUUAGGUGCCACCACCCUCAGUCUUACGUAUCUAUGUUGCAGGGUAUUUAAAAUAGAACUUUAAGCGCUGAUUGUACAGGGAUAUAAACAUGCAGCAGCAGCAGCAGCAGCAGCAGCACACACACACAGCAAUAGAAGGAUCAAGCAGUACAGUUUCACACCCACCGUCUCCAGGUCUGCUGCGUUUGUACCGUCCUCUGCUCACUAUCACUGUGAAUGAAAGCCAUGUUGCAACCAGGUCAUGGCUCAGACAGGGAACCGCCGACUUAGUAAUCCUGACAUGUUCAUGUGCCUCACAGAGGUUAGUAAUGCAAAUAGUCACUAUACAGCAUAUAGGUAAUAGAUUGAAUACACACGUGUGUGUAUAUGUAUACAUAUACAUACAUACACAAACAUAUAUAUAUAUAUAUAUGAUAAAAGGUAUAUUUAUAAAGGCUAUUGUUUGUGGCAUUAGAGCGAUCAGCGGCUGAAUGGAUGCUUCCAGCUCAAAUCACGUAGCAGAGGUUCUGCCCACCUUGCAUUAUCAUCUGUAAAACAGUAGUUGCGGGUUGUUUUCAGCGGCGUGCCUCGUGGCGAUCACCAACUAGCCGUCGCAGUUCGCCCGGCCGCUGCCCAGCUCCAGGUCGCUUCAUAGAGCGCGGGGGGAGUAGCCCAAAAAGAAGCGCGAUCGCCCCUUGCGUCGGGCCGACCACGAAUGAGAGCUGGCCUGGCUUCAUGGACUGAGAUUUGGACUUGAGCUGGAAGUACAGCCUCCCUCUCUCUCUCUGUCUGUCUGUCUCUCUCUCUCUCUCUCUCUCAGCCAAAUGAUCAAUGGAGAAGUCCUCCCACUCCAAACCACACCAGCAUCACAGAGCACACUGCCUUCAGCUACGAUCAGUUGCACCAGCAUAGCAGAGAGACAGACCAGUAGUCCGUGACCAUCCUUUCUCACCGAAGAAGGACAUCAAUGCUUACUCUUUUUUUUUUUACACCUGAUCUUUUAGUUAGUUGACUAGAAGAAACGCUGACGACACACGCGAGGUACUGCAACAAGCCGGUGACGGCUGAUGUCCCUCCUGACUUGUCCUGCUCCGUUACCUCUGCGGUGCAUUCACGGGAGGGGAACUGGUGAAGCGUUCUCCUUAUGUAUCUCAACUUAGACCCGGGAAAAAGAAAAUGGAUCUGCCCUCCCUGUGUUGGCCUGGGCGGUGGUACACGGGGCAACUUUGCAGGCGAAGAGCCGCAACGACAAGCCAGACGCAGCAGCUGCCCCGUCACUUCCCACAGUCCCUCGCCGGAAGUGCAGAUCAAAACGUAAAGACUCUCUGUAUGUUUCCCGCGCGGCGACCGCAUGAAUUGUGUUUUCUCUCUCUCUCUCUCUCUCUCUCUCUCUCUCUCUCUCUCUCUCUGGUCUCCGUAGAUUUCAGUUAGGGUUGCGUUACGCUUACACUGAACUCCAAUGGGAACUUUGCUCCGCUCGGCCGCUGCAGCAUGGCACAGAACUCCUUUAACAACCGCUCUGAAGAAGUUUCAACUCUGUUCGCAGAUAAACUACGAGUACUCCUUUUGAUUACCUACCCAGGGAAGCAUCCUCUCUCUCUCUCUCUCUCCCUCUCUCUCUCUCCCUCUCCUCUUCACAUCUCUGUCCCCGUCCUUCCAUCUUCAUUCCGUCCCCAGCGUUCCCAUUCCACUCUCCUGUCAUUUCGCUCUUCUCCCCAGUCACCGUCCCUCCGGCAUCCUCCUCUAUUUAUUUCACUGUGUCUUCUUGUGCCCCCUACCCUUGUGCCCCCUACCCUUCCUUCCUACACACACACACACACACACACACACAGAAUCCUACCCUAAUACUUGGUGGAGAAAGACGACAAUCCCCGCAGCAAUAUGUCCACACGUGGAAUGUAAAAUACUGACAUUGUACAAUUAAAGACACGGUGUGAAGUCCCACACUCAUGUUGUUUUUGAUGUUGUUGACGUUGCUUUCGUCGUGCACCAAGUGUUCGUUGUUCUUAUUCUAGCGUGGAUGAGUUUGCAGGCGGAGCUAAAACGCCGGAUCAUGUGUCGGACUGCUACUGAUAAGUCCUUUGAGAAAAAGAAGAGGAAAAAAGAAGAGGCUGUAGACUAGUGGUGGGAGGACUGAAUAUCCUGAGCGAUGUAAAGCAAUGAGAUGGAGUGACUUUGUUUUUGGAUGGAGAGAAAAAAGAAGAAGCUGUUUUUGGUUUUUUUCAAUGGUUAUUUCUUUGAUGUCAUUGUUAAUUUGCAUCUGAUUUUUCUUGGUAAGUGAAUGUCUUCUCUGUGUUGAUGCUUUACUGUGAGAUAAUGGCUGUAUAUGCACUUUCAGACCGUCGUCGGUGCAGUCGUAGCUAGUGCUCAAACGUCACCCGAGGGCCGCGGUGUUCGGUCCCCUUCAGCUCAGGCUAAUGCUUCCAAACGGCACGAUGUGUCAUCGGAUACAGAUUUGAGACUUCAAAUUUGCCCUGAUUCUGGUGCUGAAAUCUAUAAUUCAAAGUGUGUCCUGACCAUUACAAAGUCGAUGGGACUUUUGGAUUGCGUACCGUAACAUAUAAUGUUAUUGGAAUGACUUUUUAUUGUUUUUGUGUUUCAUUCUCUUUGUUUUUCUACAAUCCGUAUGCAAGGGAAAUUUGAGACUGCCCUCCCUUUACCAAAACACCCUGCCAAUACCUCUGAAUUACAAUAAUCGAAUAAUCUCGAUACAAACAAUUGUUUAUUGGUUCGUUGUUAAAAAAAUAAUAGAGGUUCAGUUGUGAUUUUUGAAAAUGUUUAUCUUGAUAUAAUUGUAAAUGAAGUGUUUCAUCAAAUCCUGUUACCUGAGCUGGAGGUGAACGAACCCUGAACCCUGCUUUCCACAGUUGCUUUGGCUGUAUCACUUUCUGGGCCGGGCUUUUGCUCUUGUAUCCCCUGAUCUCAGACCAGGGCUCAUCAUGCGAUAUAUAAAUCUGCCAUGUAUUACUCUCAGUGUUGUGACGACAAUAUUGCUUUUGAUGGAAGACAAGCCUACAAACACACAAACAGGAACGACAUUAAGUGAAACGAUAAAAAAAAAAAAAUCUCAAAAUGGAAACCAAAAAAAAACAGAAGAGAGAUUUAUACAACUGUUCAUACCUCAUCACACUGCUUUGUGCCAGAGUAAGGGAGGGGGAGGGGUCGGAACUUCUGAGGUAGAUUGGAAUGUGGCCCCCAAACUGGUUGAAUCAAACUGGUGGCUUGAAGAAAGUUUGUCGGGACAAAUUAGUAUGUAGCUCCUGGCCAAAGCCUCUCCCCAUCCCCGAAAUGUGAGACUCAGAAAGAGGAAAAACACAUUUGUACAAGGUGCAUCCAAUUGGUAAAAAAAGAAGAAGAAAAAAAAACGUACAGCACUUACUUACUUGUGAUAUGUCUAUAAGGAAGUGGUCGCAUGAAAGUGUGGAGCCACGCGUUGAGUAUUCAUCAUCGGCUGGACGACGUGUACUUUCCUUCUGGACGCGUUGUUCUGCCCCGACCGACCAAGAGAGGCCCGAGCGCCGUCGUCAGGACGCAGGUCGAGUGCAUUGAGUCGUUUGGCCCAAGUGACGAGUCUCAGACCCGGUCAAGACAACGACAAGCGAUUCUUCUCAAGAGCCCCCCCCCCCCCCCCCCCCCCGGAGAGAAACCCUCCUCUCUCCGAGCCCCCAAAUCCCCUCGGGUGCAAAACAUAUGCAGCUGCACACUUGUAUUUGUGAACCGUUGUACUUUAACGCAGGCCUGUAAAUUGUGCCUUGAAUGAGGUUGAGGACCCCCCGGGGUCCCGGACUGCUCGUCCCACGACGCAAAGCGUCCUCUGGUGUGUGUAUUUGACGCUCCCCGCAGCCCCCCCUCCACAGUGACCUAUGCAGUGAGCACACAACUCGGCCCCAAUUCGCCAAAUCUGAGACGCGUCGCGCGAGGCCCCCUGCACGAGCAGAAGGCCACUUGAUAAUUCUUUCUUCUUUUUUUUUCUUUGUCUCUUUUUUUGGGGGGGGUGGGGGGGGCAGCACAGUGUUGAAUGUAAAGCCCAGUGAGGUGCGGUGUGAAACGCCCCCGGUGAGAGUCUGACGGUGUCUUUGAAUAAUGCUGGUCAUGGGUUUGUAACGGGCACAGUUGUUGUUUUGUCUUGAUCCCUGUGACAAAUCAUUCAUGGCACAAUCAGAGAAUGGCAUCUCGAUGGCUCAGAGCUGUUUGUGUUCGUGGCUAUGUGACAUUCAUUUUCAGCAUUAUAAAGUUAUUUGAUAUCAA